AUGCGUAUUCAAAAAUUAACGAGGCUAUCCGCUUAUUUAGCAUGUUUAAUAUGUUUUUUAUAUCUGAUGGUUUACUAUUCGGAAUAUCAUUUUCAUCCUAUUAAUGAUGUACCGAAUAGUAAUACUUCAAUCGAAAAUGCUGUUCAGCAAAUGCUAACAUGCGAUUCAGGAGAUACUUCUCGUCAUCGAGCCCUGCUGUCAAUUCUACACGCAUGGAGUCACUUUGCUCACACAUAUAAUAUUCAAUAUUGGAUAGCCUAUGGAACUCUCGUUGGUUUUGUACAACGCCAGGGAUUAUUACCACACGAUCUUGAUACUGAUGUAUUAAUAUUAUCACAAGACACAAAACAUCUAGUUCCAUUUUCUAAUGCUCAUUUUUCACCUAUCUAUGAAAUUAUAGUUCACCCACAAUGGUCUUUUUUUGGACAUGAAAAUCGGUCAUUUUAUUUAUCAAAAGGUAUCGAUUUUCGAACACCUAAUGCUCGCUUUGUACAUCGAAAGCUUCGCUAUCAUCUUGAUAUUUUUCCUGCGUAUGAGCAUUAUUCUGAUCAAUCACAAAACGGGACUGAUACGAACACGAGUAUGGUGCACAUGAUAUACAAUAUAUCUGAUACCUUAAUAGCUGUACCUGUCGAGUGGACGUUUCCAUUGAAAGCAUGUGUUUUUAGUGGUAUCAAUGUUUGGUGUCCAGCGAAGCCCUCGAAAUUAGUAACUGCAUUGUAUGGAGCAGGAGCUGUUAAUAAAACGAAUGCGAUAUGUGUCAACAGUACUUGGGUGAAAGGGCCAAUGUCGUAA
Molecule: messenger RNA, 795 nt
Organism: Rotaria sp. Silwood2
Lineage: Eukaryota; Metazoa; Rotifera; Eurotatoria; Philodinida; Philodinidae
Source: the annotation of a GenBank genome assembly